Molecule: messenger RNA, 1803 nt
Organism: Leptosia nina
Lineage: Eukaryota; Metazoa; Arthropoda; Insecta; Lepidoptera; Pieridae
Source: the annotation of a GenBank genome assembly
AUGAGAAAGAAACUGGUGCUGCCAGAAAAGUCGAUUUGCAAUGUUGUUGCAGUAUAUAGAGAACGGGGAAAUUACUUGCAGCGCUCAGAGCAAUUUGAGAAAGCAAUCCUAGCGUACAACGAGGCCUUACGUUGGAAUAAUGCUGAUGUGCGGUCUCUCCUAGGGAGAAGUUUAGCAAGAGCAAAGGCCACGCAUUAUGGGAGUGCUUUACAGGACGCGGCGUGUGCUGCUGAGCUAGAACCAGAAAACCCGACGGCUCUCCAGAUCCGGGCGCAAACGAAUUAUGAGAAAUGUGCAUUUGAAAGAGCGUUUGUGCUCGCGUGCCGGGGACAAAUGCUGCGGAAAUAUCCUUCCAACUUCGCGGAGUGCGCGCGCUGCGCUGAGGAAACGAUCCGAGAAUGUACAGGAAAAAGCGCCACCAAAGUACUAUCGCUAGCGAAAAAGCUAUGUAACAAUGACUGGCGUAGAGGCUCUGAAACUAUAUGUGACACAAAUGUACUCAUACGUAAAUCGAGGCUGCAGCCAGAACAAACUCAUUACGUCGAAGAAAUAUCUCGCGUGGAAAAGCAAAAGUCAGAACGCAUAUCCCGCUUAAUGGCUUCUAAAUACCUGGAGCAAAUGGCUCAUGAUAAAUAUUUCCUUACUCAGCUAUGUAAGGACGAACGCCUGUGUUCAGCGAAUAGGCAUGGCUCGAAGAAAUUGCAGGAAUUAGCAAAUAAAGCGUUGGCUGACGUGGAGAAAAGACAGGAAGUCUUACGAGAAAGAAGACCUUUGUACGCAGCUCGGGCUUCAGAGGCGGAAGCCAGAGAAAGACUCUCAAGAGCUCGCAAAGAACGAAUGGGCAACGCCCAAAGACAACAUAUAGCGGACGCGGAAAGAUUAGUUCGCGCAGCACAAACCGUCUUCGAGGAACACAAUACAGCAAAAUGCUUAGAGAUAGCUGAGUUCGCUAUGGAACAAAUUUCAAGGAAACCGGCUAGCUUAUUACCGGAGAAAGAUAAGUUCAUUCAGGAGUUGCAAACUAUUGUUGCGCAGGCAUUCCUAGAUCAGAAGCGAGUCAAACACGAAAUGAGUGAAGCCAAUCGUGAGAAUAGGGCUUUUAUACUCUUGGGUAUUGCCAUUUCUCGAGAGCCAAGUCGCGACUCUGUUUUGCGUGUUCGUCCACCUGCACCGCCUAGAGACGUCAAACGUCGUUUGCGUAUAUUAGAGCGAACAUUAUCUCAGAGUACUCGAGCUUCAGAACGAUGUUAUGUCUUACACGAGCUCUGUCGUUUGCAUGCAGACACUAAACAAGCGCAUAGAGCUAAAUUUUACGCUUUGAAAUGUCAGUCAGAGGCGAGGUCAUCAAACCAGCGGGUCUGGUUGCUAAACAUAACGUUCCUGCUGGCUCGUUGCCACUUGCUUCAGAAUAAUCGGCCGGAAACAAGGGCCGCUCUCAUUGAGGGCGCCGGAUUAGCGCGCGUUUAUGGCUAUCGUGACGUCGCGGAUUUCUUUGAUACGUGUGUAAAUGUAUCUAUGGAAGGGGAAGUGGCGUCAAAUGAUGCAGUUCUUGAGAAACGUGAAAAAGCUGUGGUCAGUCUUAUGCAGGAUGAUGACAUGCGUAUGGCAGCUGAACACCUCUUUAGGAAGAUGUCCGUCAUACCGGCAUCAAGGCGAUUUUCGAUAAUGCCUGGCAGCCGCGCGGACGAGUCUCUGCCGACAGUUGCAAACCGCCGCGUAUCGAUCGCGCCGCACGCCCAGCCACCCGUGCGGAUCGCUCGUAAAACUCAACAUCCUCUCGGCUUUCAAGACUUUGAUAUCUAA